AUGGGGUUCUCUGAAUCAAGGCAUGGAUGCAAGAAGCACCCAGAUCACCAAGGAAAUCAAGGGGUUUGCCCAUCGUGUAUAAGGGAAAGAUUAUCUCGUCUUUGUUCAUCAUCUUCUUCAUACAAAGAAUCUAUGAAUUCAAGAGUCGCUCCUUCACUGCUUUUUUCUCCGGCGGACCAAAACCUUGGCCUUCCUCCUCUUCAGGGCCACUUCAAAUGGAAGAAGGAGAAGAAGAAGGAGAAGGAGAAGAAAGGAUUUUGGUCAAAGUUGGUUGGCUUCAAGAGGAAGAAGAAGGAUUCUCUUACGCAUUCAUCCAGUAUGAGGUUUAUUAUUGGAAGAGCGAAUUGA
Hibiscus syriacus is the source of this 348-nucleotide messenger RNA. RefSeq lists its product as uncharacterized. The coding region runs from base 1 to 348 and encodes 115 amino acids. The record is from RefSeq and is a predicted model, not a curated record. The transcript is spliced from 2 exons. NCBI's taxonomy places the organism in Eukaryota, Viridiplantae, Streptophyta, Magnoliopsida, Malvales, Malvaceae.